Molecule: messenger RNA, 1131 nt
Organism: Brassica oleracea var. oleracea
Lineage: Eukaryota; Viridiplantae; Streptophyta; Magnoliopsida; Brassicales; Brassicaceae
Product: glutathione S-transferase T3-like
Exons: 4
Coding region: 1-1131 (376 amino acids)
Source: RefSeq, a predicted model, not a curated record
AUGCAAGGUUCUAUGGACAGAUUUCUUGUAAAAUCAGCAAAUCUUAAUGAAUCCGGUAGAAGUGGUGAUGAGUUUGAUGAUCCAAUGGAAGAUGAGAAUGAAAUAAAUGAUGAGGAUGUCAAUGAAGAAGAUAAGGAGGUUGAAGAUGAUGUUACUGAUGUCACUGAAGAGGAUGAUAAUCUAAGUGAAAAGGAGAAUGAAGACGUGAAUGAUCAAAUGGUCGGAGCUAGAGACGAAGGUUCGUCAAACAAGACGUCUACAAUGAAGACAGGUUCGUUAAAUAAGAUGACUACAACUGCAGAAUCGUUUGCAAGCAAAGGAGUGCAUUCACCGGAGAAAAGAGAUUUCUAUCAGUUAAUUCUCUCUUCUUUCACUUCCGAGAUGGAAUUUAAUCCAUUUACUGAGCCUUCAAACUUUGUUGAACUGCUUAGCAGUCAACAAAGCGUUUCACUAUCUGAAGCGCAAGUUCCCUUCUAUGGCACUCAAGGCACUGAGCCUUCAAACUUCGGUGAAGACAACCAUGCCUCUCGUAAAGAAAGAAGGACGUGGUCGCCAGGAGAUGAUGUUCUGCUCAUUAGCUCGUGGCUAAACACGAGCAAAGAUGCAGUAGUAGGGAAUGAGCAAAGGCUUAAUGCAUUCUGGAAAAGAAUAGCUGCGUACUACAAUGCUAGUACCUCUGUUGGUGGCUGUGAAAAGAGAGAGCCAACACACUGUAAGAAUCGCUGGCAGAAGAUCAAUGACCAAGUUUGCAUGUUUUGUGGCGCAUACGAAGCUGCGAACAGAGAGAAAACCAGUGGUCAAAACGAGAAUGAUGUGCUCAAACUAGCCCACCAGAUCUUUUUCACUAACCAUAAUAAAAAAAUCACCCUUGAGCAUGCUUGGAAAGAGUUGCGUAAUGACCAGAAGUGGUGCGAGCUGUCUACUGCUAAAAAUGAUGGAGGCUCCAAAAAGAGGAAGUGUGGGGAUGUUUCACAUUCAGCAAGCUCGAAAGCAACUGAAGUGGAUUCCAGUGACGAUGAUGAAGCAACAACUCAUCCCCCGGGUGUUAAGGCAGCAAAGGCUCGUUCUAAGAAGACAAUGAGUGAUGGGAAGGAACUGUCUGAGUUUCAGACAAUGUGGAACAUCAAGUAG